AUGCCGGAUGAGCUGACCGAGCCCGGGCGCGCCACGCCGGCCCGCGCCUCCUCCUUCCUCAUCGAGAACCUGCUGGCAGCUGAGGCCAAGGGCGCGGGGCGUGCAGCCCAGGACGAUGGCGCCCGCGAAGAGGAGGAGGACGACGACGAGGACCCCGAGGACGAGGACCCGCAGACGCUGCGGCGGCGGCUGCAGCGGCGGCGACAGCUGCGCGCGGGCAGCGGCCCGGGUGGGGAGGCGAGGGCCCGGGCGCUGGGCCUAGGUCCCCGGCCGCCUCCCGGGCCUGGGCCGCCCUUCGCGCUUGGCUGCGGAGGCGCGACGCGGUGGUACCCACGGGCGCAUGGCGGCUACGGAGGUGGCCUGAGUCCUGACACAAGCGACCGGGACUCUCCUGAGACGGGCGAGGAGAUGGGCCAUGCAGAGAGCGCCUGGCCGCGGUGCCCAGGGCCCGGAGCCGUGCCGCGGGAGGUGACGACGCAAGGCCCGGCGGCCGGCGGGGAGGAGGCGGCGGAGCUGGCCGAGGCCCCGGCGACGGCGGCGGCGGCAGCGGCGGGGGAGGCGCGCGGCGGCCGCAAGAAGAAGACGCGCACGGUCUUCUCGCGCAGCCAGGUCUUCCAGCUCGAGUCCACCUUCGACCUGAAGCGCUACCUGAGCAGCGCGGAGCGCGCGGGCCUCGCCGCCUCGCUGCAGCUCACGGAGACGCAGGUCAAGAUCUGGUUCCAGAACCGCCGCAACAAGUGGAAGCGGCAGCUGGCGGCCGAGCUGGAGGCGGCCAGCCUGUCCCCGCCGGGCGCGCAGCGCCUGGUCCGCGUGCCCGUGCUCUACCACGAGAGCCCCCCGGCCGCCGCGGGGCCCGCGCUGCCCUUCCCGCUGGCGCCGCCCGCGCCCGCGCCGCCGCCGCCGCUGCUCGGCUUCUCCGGCGCGCUGGCCUACCCGCUGGCCGCCUUCCCGGCCGCCGCCUCGGUGCCCUUUCUCCGCGCGCAGAUGCCGGGCUUGGUGUGA
Molecule: messenger RNA, 1002 nt
Organism: Psammomys obesus (fat sand rat)
Lineage: Eukaryota; Metazoa; Chordata; Mammalia; Rodentia; Muridae
Gene: Hmx1
Product: H6 family homeobox 1
Exons: 2
Coding region: 1-1002 (333 amino acids)
Biological process (GO): negative regulation of DNA-templated transcription; regulation of transcription by RNA polymerase II
Cellular component (GO): nucleus
Molecular function (GO): RNA polymerase II transcription regulatory region sequence-specific DNA binding; DNA-binding transcription factor activity, RNA polymerase II-specific
Source: RefSeq, a predicted model, not a curated record